AUGGAUACAACUAAUAUAUAUCAUUCAUCGGAUAAAAUUCCAAUAGCAAUACCAUAUCAAUCAACAACAUCUAUAGCACAUUUAUCAACAACAGAAGAAAAUGAAUUUCUUGCUCGAAAUCAGUUUCGUUUAGCAUUAGUAUUUAGUGGUCUAUGGCUUUCAUAUUGUUGGUGGCUUUCGGAACGAUAUCGUUUUGAUUUUGGUCGAUAUACAACUAUCAUCCGUCUUCUAUUUUGUAUUGUACAUGUUUUAACUGUAUGGAAAUUUUUUCAAUAUAUUAUUAAAGUUGCUUUUCGUUUACAUCGUUUAACUAGACGAAUACGAGCAGCUUUACCACGACAUUUAACAAUGAUUAUAUUAUCACUCGUCUUAUUUGCAUUAUUAACAUUUGUUCUUAAUUUUAAACAAUUUUUAAGAGAUGCUUUUGCGAUAGUAGAUUAA
Messenger RNA from Rotaria sp. Silwood2, 441 nucleotides. The record is from the annotation of a GenBank genome assembly. Lineage: Eukaryota; Metazoa; Rotifera; Eurotatoria; Philodinida; Philodinidae.